Arabis nemorensis is the source of this 705-nucleotide messenger RNA. The record is from the annotation of a GenBank genome assembly. Lineage: Eukaryota; Viridiplantae; Streptophyta; Magnoliopsida; Brassicales; Brassicaceae.
AUGGCGGUAGAAGAUAAUCCUAAGCCAGUUGUUACUGAAGAAGCAAACCCUAAUUCUUCAAUUGAGAAUCCGAUUGAUCGAUACCAUGAGGAAGGUGAUGAUACCGAGGAAGGAGAGAUCGUCGGUGGAGGAGAAGGAGAAGGAGACGAAUCGAACAAAUCCGCCGUUCCUGAAUCGCAUCCAUUGGAACACUCAUGGACUUUCUGGUUCGAUAAUCCUUCUGUUAAAUUGAAGCAAACCACUUGGGGAAGCUCUUUGCGAUCUGUGUUCACUUUCUCUACUGUUGAGGAAUUCUGGAGUUUGUACAAUAACAUGAGGCAUCCGAGCAAGUUAGCACUCGGAGCUGAUUUCUACUGUUUCAAACACAAUAUUGAACCUAAGUGGGAGGAUCCUAUUUGUGCAAACGGAGGCAAAUGGACUAUGACUUUCCCUAAGGAGAAGUCUGAUAAGUGCUGGCUCUACACCUUGCUUGCAUUGAUUGGAGAACAGUUUGAUCACGGAGAUGAAAUAUGUGGAGCUGUUGUUAACAUUAGAAAGCAAGAAAGGAUAUCCAUUUGGACUAAGAACGCUUCCAACGAAGCUGCUCAGGUGAGCAUUGGGAAACAAUGGAAGGAGUUUCUUGAUUACAACAACAACAUUGGUUUCAUCAUCCAUGAGGAUGCAAUGAAGCUCGAUAGAAACGCCAAGAACGCUUACACCGCUUAA